Molecule: messenger RNA, 1194 nt
Organism: Adineta ricciae
Lineage: Eukaryota; Metazoa; Rotifera; Eurotatoria; Adinetida; Adinetidae
Source: the annotation of a GenBank genome assembly
AUGAUUUGGACAAGAAUAUUUGCAUUUUUUUCGGCAGUUAUUUUUGAUCUAGUCUUUACACAAAAUACCAAUUCAAUUUUGAUGAAUAUUAUGAAUGGAUGGCAAUUUCAAUGUGCUACAACAACUUGUUUACCAUAUGCUACGGUUACUAUAUACAGUAUUUUUCAGUGUCAAAGUAGUUGUUUACGACAAAGUCAAUGCAUGGCUAUUACUUUUCGUCAAUCGAUUUCUAAAUGUCAAUUGUUUACUAAUGAUAUAGAGCAAAACAGCAGUUUGGAAACAGCUGUAAAUACGGUUACCGUGAGAGUUAUUCCUGGCACACGAAUACCAUCUGAAUCCAUCACCACAUCAACUUCAACAACAACAACAACAUCAUCAUCAUCAUCGACCUCAGCAACAAAAUCAACGUCAUCAUCGACCUCAACAACAACAUCGUCAUCGUCAUCAUCGACCUCAACAACAACAACAACAACGUCAUCAACGUCAUCAUCGACCUCAGUAACAACACUAACUACCGCAUACACCAGCACCUACUUCGUUGCGCUCACUUUUCCAACCGGCAAUGGCACACGAUCAGUUACGAUCGUUGACGUUAACAAUGACACCAAACCAGAUAUAAUUACGGCAAAUUAUGAUGAGAAGACCGUUAGUGUUCUUCUCAAUGCAGGUAAUGGCAUAUUUUCUAAUCAAACUACCUAUGCAACUGCCGCUGCCCCAACUGCAGUCGCCGUCGCUGAUAUUAAUAACGAUGGAAAACCUGAUAUAGUUACGGCGAAUCCUGCUGAAAGCACAGCUACUGUUCUUCUCAAUGCAGGUAAUGGCAUAUUUUCUUCACAAACUGCCUAUGUAACUGGCUCGUAUCCAUACUCAGUUGCUGUCGUUGAUGUUAACAGCGAUGCAAAACCUGAUAUAAUUACCGCAAAUUAUAAUGCAAACACAGUUAGUGUUCUUCUCAAUACAGGUACCGGUACAUUUUCUCCUCAAACUUCAUACGCAACUGGUCAGUAUCCAUCCUCAGUUGCUGUUGCUGACGUCAACAACGACGCAAAACCUGAUAUAGUUACAGCAAAUAGUGGUCCCAGUACAGUUAGUGUUCUUCUCAAUACAGGUACCGGUACAUUUUCUCCUCAAACUUCUUAUGCAACUGACACUAACCCCGUAUCAGUUGCGAUCGCCNACGGCAAUAUCAAGUAG